AUGCGGUGGCCGACGUGGGAGGCGCUGGUGGCGCUGGCGGCGGUGGCGUGCCUGGCGGCGGGCGUGCGCGGCGGCUACGGCCUGAGCAUGUUCGCCGCGCAGCCGGCGCCGCAGCCGGACCCCUGCUACGACGAGACGGGCCAGCCCCGCCGCUGCAUCCCGGACUUCGUCAACGCGGCCUUCGGCAAGGAGGUGAGGGUGUCGAGCACGUGCGGCCGCCCGCCGGCGCGCUACUGCGUGCUGGCCGAGAAGGGCGAGGAGCGGAGCCGCGCCUGCCACCUCUGCGACGCCGCCGACCCCAAGCGCGCCCGCCCGGCCGCCUACCUGACCGACCUCAACAACCCGCACAACCUGACGUGCUGGCAGUCGGAGGCCUUCGUGCAGCACCCGCUCAACGUGACGCUGGCGCUGGCGCUGGGCAAGAAGUUCGAGGUGACCUACGUCAGCCUGCAGUUCUGCUCGCCGCGCCCGGAGUCCAUGGCCAUCUACAAGUCGAUGGACGGCGGCAAGGCCUGGGUGCCCUUCCAGUUCUACUCCACGCAGUGCCGCAAGAUGUACAACAAGCCCAGCCGCGCGCCCAUCACCAAGCAGAACGAGCAGGAGGCCAUCUGCACCGACUCGCACACCGACAUGCGGCCCCUCGCCGGCGGCCUCAUCGCCUUCAGCACCCUCGACGGGCGGCCCUCGGCCCACGACUUCGACAACUCCCCCGUCCUGCAGGACUGGGUCACGGCCACCGACAUCAAGGUGGUCUUCAGCCGCCUCCACACCUUCGGCGACGAGAACGAGGACGACUCCGAGCUGGCCCGCGACUCCUACUACUACGCCGUCUCCGACCUGCAGGUGGGCGGCCGCUGCAAGUGCAACGGGCACGCCUCCCGCUGCGUCCGCGACCGCGAGGACAACCUCGUCUGCGACUGCAAGCACCACACCGCCGGCCCCGAGUGCGACCGCUGCAAGCCCUUCCACUACGACCGGCCCUGGCAGAGGGCCACCGCCCGCGAGGCCAACGAGUGCGUCGACCGGCACGAGGCUGAGACAGAAUCGCAGGUCUUUCCUGCAGGGCUAGAACCAGACAAGAACACUUGGGAGAGGCGGGGGGAGCAGCAAGAGAAGGAAAAGGCUGGUUGA
Messenger RNA from Gekko japonicus, 1131 nucleotides. It is a transcript of the gene NTN1, whose product is annotated as netrin 1. The record is from RefSeq and is a predicted model, not a curated record. The transcript is spliced from 2 exons. NCBI's taxonomy places the organism in Eukaryota, Metazoa, Chordata, Lepidosauria, Squamata, Gekkonidae. The coding region runs from base 1 to 1131 and encodes 376 amino acids.